ACCUCCAAGGAAAUCAUGGGAUCAACACAUACCAAAGUGGUUGAGAAAAAAGUCGUAAUAAACUUUGUGAAGGUGGAGGCUCCUGCACCUCUCCCACCUCCAACUCCAAUGAAGGUGGAGGCUCCUGCACCUCUCCUGAAGGUGGAGGCUCCUGCACCUCUCCCACCUCCAACUCCAAUAGAGUUUCCUGCACUACUCCCACCUCCAUCUCCAAGUACUGUGUUUGAUAAACCUUGGAGAGAGAUCGACUGGGGAAACAAUGCCAAGCUUCUGAAGGAGUUGUGGGAGUAUAAGCCCCAGAAUGAGGACGUGCGACACAUUCGAGUCCUGGUGUACGGCCCGGUCGGAGCGGGAAAGUCCAGCUUCAUCAACUCCAUUACCACUGCUCUCCUGGGCAGGAUGGCCAUCCCUGCAGCUGUCAACAACGCACAGUCAGAUGAGGGCAGCUUCACUGUGCAGUACCAAACUCACCGGAUCAGAAAAAGGAAGAGGAGACUCCGGGAUUCGAGGACUCACUACCCGGUUGUCUUCAAUGACAUCAUGGGGUUGGAGAGUGACCAAAACGUGGGGGUCCGAGCUGAGGACAUCAAACUAGCUAUGAUGGGACAUGUGAAGGAGGGCUACAAGUUCAACUCCAUGACUUCAAUCUCUCCAAGUGAUCCUUACUACAACCCCCACCCCAAACCUGAUGAUAAGGUUCAUGUCCUGGUCCUCCUGCUCUCGGCCAACUGUCCAGAGACCGACUCCUCCGUGAUUCAGAAAAUGAAGGAGGUCCGACAGACAGCGAGAGAUUUAGGGAUUCCCCAGAUUGCUAUUGGGACACACAUUGAUGAGAUCUGUGAUGAAAUUGAAAAGGAUGUCAAGAAUGUCUACAAGAGCAAGUCUCUAAAGACUAAGAUGGAGAUGUUCAGUGGUGAAGUGGGGAUCCCUCUGAACUGCAUCAUGGCUCUGAAGAACUACAGUGGGGCAGAAAUGAAGAAUAGUCCCGACAUGGACACGCUCAUCCUCACUGCUUUAAAACACAUGGUGGAUUUUGGAGACGACUUCAUUGAAGAGAUGUCGUGAACAGCAAAUGGCAUUUAAGUGUGAAAUAUGGUUUUACUUAUGUUUGGAAUAUAAAAUUUUACUAUGCAAAUUUGUACAAAAAAACAAAAAAAACCAUACAUGGAGCUGUACUUCACAUGGUUCAGUAAUCCUCUGUACAAAGUCAUUUGUCUCAGAGCUUCACCAAACAUUGAGUUUCAAAUUUCCUGAGACUGUGAUGUCAUAGAUUGACGCCCUGCACAGUUUAAGUCAAUAAACCAUCACCAGAUUCAUUUCUGCCUCCAUAUAGUGCUCACUCCAUAGUUUGUGUUCACUGUUGUAAUUCCCUCUGCUGCCAGUAGAUGGCAAGCUGCACCAGAUCAGAGAAUAUUGAGCACUGAGGCUGUGAAAUGAUGUCUUAUU
This is a messenger RNA of Periophthalmus magnuspinnatus, 1446 nucleotides long. RefSeq names its product interferon-induced protein 44-like. NCBI's taxonomy places the organism in Eukaryota, Metazoa, Chordata, Actinopteri, Gobiiformes, Gobiidae. The transcript is spliced from 15 exons. Bases 16 to 1065 code for a protein of 349 amino acids. The record is from RefSeq and is a predicted model, not a curated record.